Messenger RNA from Aspergillus sclerotioniger CBS 115572, 1512 nucleotides. Its product is annotated as phosphatidylglycerophosphatase. The record is from RefSeq and is a predicted model, not a curated record. Lineage: Eukaryota; Fungi; Ascomycota; Eurotiomycetes; Eurotiales; Aspergillaceae. The transcript has a single exon. The coding region runs from base 473 to 1168 and encodes 231 amino acids. Gene Ontology annotation, molecular function: phosphatidylglycerophosphatase activity.
AGAGUAAGAACAGGAGGAUCUAACCUGAGCCUCAUUGAGGAGCUUGAUCGGAAUACCGAUCGUGGAAGUCAAUUUACCCAUUGCGGAAUGUGCGUGGAAAAUCCAACUCGCGAGAGCGCAGAACCAGAAGACAGACAAGCGAAAAGAGGAUAAGACAGUCCGAAGAAAACAAGUGAAGAAUGGCCUCGAUUUCGUUACCGCGGGAUGCAACAAGACUUGACAGAUCGAGGAAGUUGGACUGGCGCGUUCCGUCGGCGGAGAGUUUUGCGGCUCUGCGGCGGUGCGGACGGAGCCAAGCCUUCCUCUCUCUCCUCUCAUCUCUGCUUUCCCUCCUUGAUAAUCAAUCUGAUACACUGGCCACGGCCCUCCAGAUCGAUUACGAUCAUGCAUUAGAUCUACGAGAUCUAUUCACUCUGAAACAACCCCAUACACGACCGCCCCAUACUAUUCAAAGAAACAAAAGAGGCAGAAAAUGCAGCCCCCCAACAGCAACCUCCGCGCCUUCAAUCUGGCCGUGACAACCCUCCUCAAAUCCCCCUCCCAAUUCCUCCCCCACCUCACCAUUCCAACCAUCACCCAUCUGCCCGAGAAUCUAGGCCCGGCUAUUCACCCCAAUGUCAGCGAAAAGAAGCCCCCCACGAUCCGCGCUCUCGUCCUCGACAAAGACAACACCCUCUGCCAUCCUAAAACAACCGCCUUCCCGUCGGAGAUCCUAGCAAAGCUCACGGCGCUACGCACAUCCGCAACGUCGCCCUUCAACAAGGAGAAUUCGAUCUUGAUUGUUUCCAACCGGGCAGGCAGUCACCCGCGGUAUGACGAGGAGGUGCGCGAGUUGGAGGAGACAUUGGGGGAGCUGAAGAUCCCCGUGUUCAGGCUACCUGAAGGCAGUGAGAAAAAACCAUUUUGUGGAAAUGAGGUGCUGGAGUGGUUCCGCGAGCGAGGAGUGGUUACUAGGCCGGAUGAGAUUGCCGUGGUGGGGGAUCGGUUAGGGACCGAUGUCUUAAUGGCCGUGGCCAUGGGGUCGUGGAGUGUUUGGUGUCGGGAUGGUGUGACCGAGGGGGGUCGCGAAAUGAACCUCCUCGAGAAGAUGGAGGCCUGGGUUGAAAAGUAUCUCCGCGAGUCGCGGGGAUUGAGGGCGCCGCCACCCAAGGGGUGGGAGAGUCAGUAAUUGAUGUCACUUUUGAUACCCUGUAUUAUAUGUUAAAUAGACUUGAUGAUAUACACGUCCUACGAGACUACAGGAACUGUUCAUGAUUCAGGUUGGACCUGAGAAUGUCUUCACAUCAGCUGUGCCCGGGUGGAGAUUGUUUCAGCUCCGCCACAAUAGGCACCAAUAGAACAAACUGCUACAUGCAUCACUAGAUAUGCAGACACCUCAGAUAAAUAACCAUCACAAAGGGAAUAGCAAACAAUCCUAACCCGCCAACCCAGAAGAAUCCAAGAAAUAAACCGAAUGUCGCCAUCUGAGUCUGACUUCUGGCAUAACCACGUAAACCCUGACCAGGUAUAAAC